Molecule: messenger RNA, 4506 nt
Organism: Cinara cedri
Lineage: Eukaryota; Metazoa; Arthropoda; Insecta; Hemiptera; Aphididae
Source: the annotation of a GenBank genome assembly
ACUAAAUUCAAUGUAUUGUACUGUGUGUAAUUUAAUGUUUAAAAAAUGCCAUACAAAAAUCAAAUAAUUUUAAACGUUAUAUUGUAUUAAUUUGUUUUUGUUAAAUUAUUUUUUUUAUAAACUGUGUUAAAGUAUUUGUACUAUUUAAGAUGAAUGCUUUUGACGGCUUAAGUAUUUCGGAAAACUGGCGUACAUUAUUUGACAUAAAUGAACGACAACCGUGUCGUAAGUGUUUCAAGUCUAGGAAAUAUUUUUGUUAUACGUGUUAUACAUUAAAUGAAGAUUUAGAAAAUAAAGUACCAAAAGUCGAGGUAUUUCAGAAAUAUAUAUUUUGGUAUUCUUGUACCUAUUAUAAAACCUUUAUAAUUUAUGACUCGUACUUUCAAAGUAUUUUUCCACCAAAUUUUUUUCCUUGAUGUAAGUAGUAAAUAGGAAAAUAAAUUGCAGAUAUAUAGGUAGGUACUAAUAAUUUGCAUUCUCUAAAGUUUAUAUAAAAUGUACAGAUACUAAAAGAGAUAUCAGCACUAACGUAUUUUAAAUAAUAAAUACAAAUACUCUCACUUACUAAUAUUGGUAUGUUUAAUAAAUUAACUAAGCUAUUGAAAAUAGGUUAGGUUAACUAUAUGUUAACCUAUAUGGUAAUUUAUCGUACUUUACUUUCAUGUGAUAUAUAGACCAAAACCUUGACUAAAAUAUUGUUUAUUAAAAACAUAAUUGUUACAAAACUGUACAAAUAAAAUAUAAUUAAUAUAAUGGUGCACAUUCUAAGUAUAAUAUGUAUACAUAAAUAUUUAUAAAAUAUUUACAAAAAUUAUAAUAUUCCUUAAUAAUAAUAUGAUGGAACAAUAGCACAUACCCUACUACCAAUUCAUUAUAAAAAUGAAUAGUAUUACUACUAAUCAAUUACAAUAAUACCAAUGUUUAACUAGAAAAAGAUAUGAAUUAUGAUUUAACUGAGUUUUAUUAAUAACUCAACAAUAUAAUAUAGGAGUAUCCGUAUGUUUUAGCUACAAUAUUAAUUAUUUGUUAUUUUACAGUUGCCAUUCAAGAUUGACAUCAUUAAACAUAACAGAGAAAUUGCUGGAAAAAGUACUGCUAUUCAUGCAAGAUUAUUAGCCCCAAAUGAUGUUACAAUUUAUACCUAUCCUGAUACACCAAAAUAUACUAAAAAUGACAAGGUAAUUUGACAAUAAUUAUUUUUCAUUUCUUACUGUUUUUUUUAUUCAUUUUUGUAUAGAUAUUUGUAAUUUGUAAUUGAAUCAAAACUAUUUAUUAUUAGGAUACAGAGAGGCUAGUUCCAAUUUUUAAUUUUUUUAUUCAAUAUUAUGCACGGGCAAUGCAGUCAUGUAGACAUGACAGUCUAUAAAUUAUAAUAAAUGGAGCUUGAAUUUGUAUAUAGAAUCAUAUUCUUGUUGGAUAUCUGAAAAAUAGAGUGGACCAAAAAAAAUUAUAUUUUUUACCCAGAGUGUAUUUUUAUAUUUUAUUUAUAUUAGUGUAACAAUACCAUUGAAUUAUAUUUCACAGAAAAAAAAAUACAAAUGUUUAGUUCUUGAACAGUUAUUUUAGGUGAUAACGCAAUUUAUAUAGUAUUUUAUUUUGUUUACGUUUUAAAUUAUCAUUGAACAAAUAAUUCCUUCAGUGUAAAUCAUUAGAAUGUAAAUACUAAUAUGGAAAAAAUAAAGUCCUAUAAUUGAUAAGGAAAACAAAAUAAUAUUGACAAAAUUAUUAUAAAUAUAUAUAUUUAUAUAAAAAAAAAGAGCCAAAGGUAAAAAAUGUAAAAAUGUUCAUAAUAUUGAUAAAUCAUCACCUGGAAUUACUCUUGAAAACAUUGUUUUUUAUAAAAUCUUACAUAUAAAACAGGAAAAUAGGAAACUAUGAAAUAUAGAUAUUGAUAAAAAAAAUCCUUUUUUAAUCCUUUGAACAACUCUUCUACCAGUAAUUUUGCUCCGAUUCUUAAUAAUAGCACUUUUUCUAAAAGAAAAUUUGACUGAGGAGGUACUUCAGGAAGGUAAUUUUUGAUUUUCCGAGGAGUUUUCCCAAUAAAUAGGAAAAACCGGGAAAAUAGGUACAAUAUUAAAUAUUUAUUAUUAAAGAAAAUAUAUAAUGCAUAUAUAAUUAUUUUAUCUUAAUAUGGCAUAUAUAUUGUUUACAAAGCAACAUUGUCAACUGAACUCCACUUUAAUUCUUUUUUCAUUAGCAAUGGUUAAUCGUUACUUACAGGUAUACUUUAAAUUACCUAUAUUACUAUGGCUGUACCAGUCUCUAUAUUCAUCUAUAUUUACUGCUCAAUAUAAAUUGUAAACUCACAAACUUAUACUUUUCUUCAGAUAGGACCAAAGCCCAAUGUGAAUAUAUAAUUUUAUAUACAUUUCACAUAAUUUGUAUUCAAUAUGUACUCGGUGGCCUGUGGAUUAAAUUUUCAACCAAACAGAAAUAUUUAAAAAUUUAACAGGAGAUUCAUUAUAAGUUGUACUUUACGACUUUAAUAUUACAGCCUCUCAAUUAAUCAUGUAUGAAAGAACAUGGCUUAUAAUUGUUUUUAUUAGCAAUGGUUUAGAGGUGCUUAGAUAUAUAUUAAACAAUUGUAUGUGUCUUAUUUUCCAACUUCACAGCUAUGAUUUUUGACUAUUCUGUGGUAUAGAAUCCCAAUUAUUUUGAUUCUUGUAUAGAAUAUAGAUUUUUAUAAAAUUGUUAUCUUUAAUUUUAGGUAAUUCUCAUUUAUCCAGGAAAAUCUGCUUUCUCAUUAAAAGACUUCUUGGGUUCAAAAGAAAAGUAAUUAUAUAGUUAAUAUUACAUAGUGUGUUCAAGAUAACUAAAAUGCUCAAAAACCUUUUUUAAUAAGUAAUUUAAAUUAUUUAAAAAAUACAAUCAUCAUAAGUAUGUGUACUUUAUUAGUUAAAUAAUUUAAAUUUAAAUCUGUUUUCAUAUUCAAUACUGUGUCAUUACACAUCAGAGUUAAAAUGUAUUAAAAUUGAUUUGAGUAUUUCCAGUUUUCUCAAAUGUAUUGGAUUUGUAUACUUUUAUUAUUACUUUGUGUUUAUUUUACUAAACACUAAUCUUAUAUCUAAAUUAUAUGUAUAGUAAAUUCCGCUUAAUGUGAACACAUUGGGACUAGUUACUUUUCCCCACAUUAAGUGGUUGUCCAUUUUAACUGAAAUAAGUAUUAUUAUACAUUAGAAUCAAGACCAAACCAAUAUGUCCAUAUCAAGUAGAAUCCAUUGUAUAAAGUAGAUUUCAUUCAUAUUUCAUUUUAUAUUUUUAAUAGGCAAGAAAAAAAUGAAACAGAAGUCUACAGCACAUGUAUUACACAUGCAUUAUUUAUCGACAGUACUUGGAACCAAAGUAAAGGAAUUCUGAAAGAUCCAAAGAUAUCAGGUUAGAUGUUUUAGUUAAGUGUUUUAUGUUAAUAUAUUACUUAUUUAUAAAUUAUAAAUUGUUUUUAUUUAUUUAGCAUUUCCAUGCAUUAAGCUUCAAUUAAGACUUUCUCAGUUUUGGAGACACCAAAAAGGCUCUCCUAGAUGGUUUUUGUCUACAAUUGAAGCUAUACAUCAACUACUUGUCGAAUACACAGACACUAAAGAAUCAAAAAAUGCAUCAGUUGAGAACUAUGAUAAUUUAUUAUUUUUUUUCAGAUUUAUGUAUGAAAAGAUUCAUAUUCUUUAUGAGCAUGAUCAAUUGAAAGCAUACAGGAGACCAGUUAAUAUAUGAAGUAAUUUCUUCAAAUUUUUUAAGGGUCUUUAUUAAUCUAAAUAUUGACACGUUUUGAAUGAAAGUAAUUUCAUGUUAAUAUGUCUGCAAUGUUAAAAUUCUUUUUUUUACAUAUACUAAAAUAAUUUAGUGUAUCUUCAAUAUUAUCAUGGUUAUUACUUCUAUUCUAAUUACUGAAAUAACCCUAAAGCAAGGUUUUCCAAAUUUUUCACAAUACAACUCAUUUUAUUUUUGCCAUCCAUUUCAUACUAAUGACCUAUAUUUUGGUGCUCAUAAGUAACAUAGAAAAAAAAAAAGAUAUCUACUCGAUUAAUUAUUUAAUAUGGUAAAAGUAUAAGUAAUUAAAUUAACAAUUUAAAAAAAAUAUAUGAUUACUUAUUUUAUAUUGAUAGCCAAUUUAACAUUUAUUAAUUUAAGACAGAAAGGUGGAAAAUUGCAAUUUGUUUUAAUAUCAAUCAUCAUUGACCCACUUGACAAUAAUUUUAUAAUGAAUGAAAUUAAUAGACAGUUUCAAUAUGUUGAAUAAGGUUCUUUUCAAAUAUAUUUACAAAUUUUAUAUUUUGUAAUGUAAAAAUCUAUAUAAAAUAUUUAAUAAUAGCCCAUUUUUUGCCGCUCCCAUAGUUUGGAAACCUCUAUGAUGAAGUCUUUUAAACAAUACAUAUAGAAUUAAAUAAUAAACAAUAUUAAUAUAAAUUUUAUUAGUAAAAAAAUAAUUUGUAAUUAAUUAUACAAAAAAAAAAUUGUAAUUUUAGUGAAAAUUUGUUAUGUCAUAUUAAUUAGUUACAUUUUAGUUUAACG